This is a messenger RNA of Thalassophryne amazonica, 2651 nucleotides long. RefSeq names its product gastrula zinc finger protein XlCGF57.1-like. The record is from RefSeq and is a predicted model, not a curated record. Gene Ontology annotation, biological process: regulation of transcription by RNA polymerase II. Lineage: Eukaryota; Metazoa; Chordata; Actinopteri; Batrachoidiformes; Batrachoididae. The transcript is spliced from 3 exons. Bases 62 to 1519 code for a protein of 485 amino acids. Gene Ontology annotation, molecular function: RNA polymerase II cis-regulatory region sequence-specific DNA binding; DNA-binding transcription factor activity.
GAAGAAACAAGUUUCACGUUUGUCUUCUUGAAGCGUUUUAUCCCUCUUCUGAGUUGACGAAAUGCUUUGUACAAACAUGUCUAAUACCCAGCGUCUGAGGGAUCUGCUGAAUCUACGGCUAACAGCAGAUGAUAAAGAAAUAUUUGAGUUGCUUGAUGGAAUGAUUGGAGAACAUGAAGGAGAAGUUCAUCGAUUAAAAGAAGAGAAUAAAGCCCUGAAAGUGCUGGAUGCUGUUUUUAGUCCUCAAGUUCGCUUAUACAGAACAGAUGUCCAGCAGUUGUUGCUGACUAAAGAAGAAUGUAUCCCUGAACAAGAGUGGAAACUGGGUAUUGACCAAAAGCAUAUUAAAGAGGAGCAAAAGAACGUCUGGAUAAAUCGUCAGGUACCGCAGCUUCACCAGGUGGAGGGGGCUGAUAUCAAACAAAAGUUUUCUUGCACUGCUUUCCCUGUGAAGAGAGAAAAUGAUGAUGAAAAACCACAGUCAUCACCAGCUCAUCAAAGCCAAAGUGAUGAGAGCACAGAGGUUGAGCCUGUAGCCAGCAGCUCAACUGUCCACAGAGCAUUGACAGCACAAAUUGAUCAAGAGGACUAUGGAGGGCCGCGACCAGCCAGCAACUCAGGUCCAAGCAGUCAUUUACAACCAGAUGCCAAUGGUAAAGGGGCAGUGAAAAACAAGAAUGUUUCUGUUAGUCCUAGCAGUUGUAACAAUGCUAAGACAAAGCAACACAAGGGAAUGCAAGCAAGUGAGAAAGAGUUUAGCCGUCCUGUUCAGUGUAAAAGACAAAAGAGUACUCUGGACAGACAAAUGAGAACUGAUACAGGACGAAAACUCUUUCAGUGUUCUGAGUGUGAUAAAAAAUUUGAACAGAAAGGACAUCUGUUCAGACACAGGAGAGUUCAUACAGGAGAGAAACCAUUUGGCUGUCGUGAGUGUGGCAAAAAAUUUGGGCAAAAGGGCCAUCUGAACAUACACAUGCGUUUUCAUGCCGGACAAACACCAUUUACAUGUUCUGAGUGUGGUAAAGGAUUUGUCCAAAAGGACAGACUGAACACCCACAUGAGAAUUCAUACAGGAGAGAAACCAUUUGGCUGUUCUGAAUGUGGUAAAAAAUUUGAACACAAAGGCCAUUUGAAUACACACCUGAGAAUUCAUACAGGAGAGAAACCACAUGUCUGCUCUGAGUGUGAUAAAAGAUUUCGACUAAAUGGCGAGCUGAAGAAACAUAUGAGAAUUCAUACGGGACAGAAACCAUUUGCUUGUUCUGAGUGUGGGAAAAAAUUUGCACAAAGUGUCCAUCUCAGCAUACACAUGAGAAUUCAUACAGGAGAGAAACCAUUUGUUUGUUCUGAGUGUGGUAAAGGAUUUGGGAGAAAGGGCCAUCUGAACAUACACAUGGUAGUUCAUAUAGGACAUAAGCCAUUUAUUUGUUCUGAGUGUGGUGAAAGUUUUAGAAGAAAGGGCAGUCUAAACGUACACAUGAAAACUCAUGGGUGGGUUGGAAGCACUACUGGACACUAGCCUCUAGUGUCCUCUGUCACACUGUGAAGGGGUUUACUGGGAUAGAUCAUUCACUGCCUCAACAAAAAAGGAGUCAUUCACCACAUCAACUACAAAACACUAUACAUAUGCACCUAGAACCAGAACAGCGGGAAUUAAAGAGGAACUGGCUAUGAAGAUUGAGGAAAUGAGGAGAAUGGACAUGCAAGAGUGCCCUAAAUUGAUCAAACUGAAGGAGAGUCAAAAAGUUCAAAAGUAUACUACAGGAAGAUCCCCUGGGAUUGACAAGACUGAUCCCAGAAGCAACCACACUGACCAAGUUAAUCUUGUGUGAAUUAUGGACCUGUAUGUUAUAUACAAAGUAAAUUUGGCCCACAAUAUUUGGAGAGAAGAGGAAACAGAAUUGGGAAGAAUAAAUACUGUGCCACGGAAAAAGACAUUACAACAGAAAAUCAGCCGUCUCAGAGCAGAGAUUUCCUAAGUGAUAAUUUAUGGGAGGCUAAAAUCAUAAAUGUUUUGACUGAAUCACAAUUUUAAACAAUUUUCUGUUUUCAGACAUUGUUUAUUUGAAAAUUUGGACAGUUGUGAUUUUAACAUUCUGACAUUUGUUUUAAUGGCCGACAUUGUAGAAUUGCGUUUUGAACCACAUAACUGAUUGUAGUUGGUGAUUUCAGGUUUUUUGUUUUUUAGAGUGGCUCAUCUGAUUUUAAUAGACUUUGGUUUACAAGAUUCAAAUCAUUUUAGACAUGUUGAAUAUUUUGAGUGUUAACGCUCUUUAAUGAACCUGUGCUAUUAAAGGCGGGGUGGUAUUAAUGCCUUACGGUUGCCACCUUUCAGACAUUAAAAUAAAGGACACACACCACGGCUCCUCAGGGCCACUACCACCCACAAGUUCAGAUGGUUACAUAAUGAAGUUCAAUAUAGAAAUAGAGAGAAUUCUAAAAAAAAAAAAUAAGUUUUUCAGUAUCAUAUACAAGAGAUAUGAGGAAAAAUAAUUCAGAGGGAUGAUCUCAAUUGGAAGUAAAUGUAAUUAAUUUAUAUGUUAUCUUUCUCUAUUUUUGGCACAAUGUUGUGUAUUUUGAAUUAUAUAUGAGGGUGAUUCUUAGACUAUGGGCACUUAUGUCCUUUGAUGAUACUGUAUGCAAAACAGAAA